Cariama cristata (Red-legged seriema) is the source of this 373-nucleotide messenger RNA. Its product is annotated as thrombospondin-3-like. Gene Ontology annotation, molecular function: calcium ion binding. The record is from RefSeq and is a predicted model, not a curated record. The transcript has 2 exons. Gene Ontology annotation, cellular component: extracellular region. Lineage: Eukaryota; Metazoa; Chordata; Aves; Cariamiformes; Cariamidae. Gene Ontology annotation, biological process: cell adhesion. The annotation marks the transcript as partial.
CGACGGGGACGGGCAUCAGGACACCAAGGACAACUGCGCCGAGAUCCCCAACAGCUCCCAGCUGGACUCGGACAACGACGGGCUGGGGGAUGACUGUGACAAUGACGACGACAACGAUGGCAUCCCUGAUUAUGUGGCGCCUGGCCCAGACAACUGCCGUCUCAUCCCCAACCCCAACCAGAAGGACUCGGACGGGAACGGUGUGGGCGACGUGUGCGAGGAGGACUUCGACAAUGACACGGUGGUGGACCAGCUGGAUGUGUGCCCCGAGAGCGCCGAGGUGACGCUGACCGACUUCCGUGCCUACCAGACCGUCAUCCUCGACCCCGAGGGGGAUGCCCAGAUCGAUCCCAACUGGGUUGUCCUCAACCAG